Molecule: messenger RNA, 1608 nt
Organism: Stereum hirsutum FP-91666 SS1
Lineage: Eukaryota; Fungi; Basidiomycota; Agaricomycetes; Russulales; Stereaceae
Exons: 9
Coding region: 1-1608 (535 amino acids)
Source: RefSeq, a predicted model, not a curated record
AUGCUCGCGAUUGCUGACCCCAAAUACCGUCCAGCGACGCGUAGCGAGCUUGAAGAUUCUCAGAUCCUGAACGUAGCCCAGUGGGUCCGGAAUACACAGCUCAAGGACCUCAGGACCGAGUACAAUAUCACACACUCUUUUGAUGGGUCGACCUCUAACGCGCAUGAAGCUCGGUGGACCAUCCAUGCUUCUACAGGGAACGGCAAGGUGGUACUGGUGAGAACGAAGGAGGCGACCGCAGAGAAACAUGAUGCGAAAUUCAUGGUUGCCCUUAUCUCGGAGGUUGCAGAGGAUAUUGGCACCACUAGGAUAGGUUGUAUCCUCUCCAAUGGGGCUACCGCUUGUGUCCUUGCUCGUAAGAUGUCUGUUGCGCAGUUUUUAAAGGUCGCUAUCGCACUGCCCAAUGUCUGCCACCUCCUCAAUCUUCUGAUCAAGGAUAUUGUACGGAUUUCAUGCUUCAAGCCGAUCAUGACAGUAAUUUGUUCGACCAUCACCGUCUUCCAUUCCUCACACGGUUGCUUCGCCGACCUGAAGAUUUCUCGUGAACAUCAUCGGAUUGGGCGAGGUCUUGAAGUGAUAGGAAAGACUAGGUUUGCCACCUCGGUUCGCUCUGCGAGAUCUGUCCAGAACAAUACACCUGCCAUCAAGGAUGUUGUUCAGACACGCAAAAAGUACACGCUCAAGUUAUUUGGAGAUGGUCGGGUUUCCAGCAAGGUCUAUCGUGCAGCGGCUUACCUCAACCCCAACUACCUUCGUUCGGACCUCUCCCUUGCGGAGGAGCCCAUAGACACGCUCCCAGGACUUCGCUAUCCCCUCCUUCUCCACUCCGUUGGUGAGUAUCUCAACGAGCUUGCGACAAGGAGGCUUUCACAUACUGGUGAGGGCAUGCCACCGUUCCACCUUCCUCUUGACGAGACCAAGCUCUAUGGUCUUCGGAAAUGGUGGGAAGGUUUAAUUGGACAUGCAGAUGGCCAAAUACUCCCGCAUCUAGCCAUCAAGAUCCUGUCAAUCCACAUCAAUUCUAUGCCGGAGGAGCACACUGUCUCCAACAUGAACAAUACCCAGCCGAAAAACCGCAACCGAAUGUUCACGGACAUGAAUGGUGAUCGUGUUCAAAUCCGUCAAUACUAUAAGGCUACUAGAAAGCCUCCUGCGGCUGCAACCUUUGACUGUGUAGAAUCGCCACUACACCAGACCUUUGACCUAGAAGCAAGGCUUCUUAGAACACGGCCGAUCGCACCUGUGAUAGCUAUCACACCUGCACCAGAACGCGCGUCCACUCUUGAAUCUCUAUUCAAGCCUGGACAUUACAUCCGCGAUAUCAAAAGCAAGGUUUUCCCUUCUUCCGACAACAUCGAAGACCCCAUCUCGGAUGAAGAAGGAGACAACUGGCUCGAUGACCCAUUGGCGAUCCCCGGUGAUGUCUCCAAGAUCAGGCCUAUAGCCGACACUUUCAUCAAUCUACGCUCUGAGAUCCUCAAGGAUCUACUGGCAGAUUCAGAGACUGAUUUGGAGAACACAGAGGCGCUGAACACUGAGGGGGUCAAAGAGCGCUCAGGGGGUUUGAAGGGAGAUGGCAAUGACGAGAACUACAGUGUUCUCUUUUGA